Labrus bergylta (ballan wrasse) is the source of this 5048-nucleotide messenger RNA. It is a transcript of the gene emsy, whose product is annotated as EMSY transcriptional repressor, BRCA2 interacting. Gene Ontology annotation, biological process: regulation of DNA-templated transcription. Lineage: Eukaryota; Metazoa; Chordata; Actinopteri; Labriformes; Labridae. The record is from RefSeq and is a predicted model, not a curated record. Gene Ontology annotation, cellular component: nucleoplasm.
AGAAACUCAUCCAUCCACAUCCGCAGGCCAGCCGCUGCUAGUUAGCCGUAAACAUAAACACUGCAGCGAUCGGACUAUUCCAGCAGCUUAAGCUUCACUUUCCAGUCGCUGUAUUUUUUCGGAGAACAUUUUGAAGAUGCGGCCGCUUAGCUAAAGGUCUCUUUUUAUGGUUCGCGAUGUUUGUUUGGAUCUGAAGUUUCGCUGCUAACCGAUGACCAUGAUUCAGCUGGAGAAACCCGUGCUGCCUGGUACCAUGCCGGUGGUGUGGCCCACCAUCCUCGACCUGGGCAGGGACGAGUGCAAAAGAAUUCUCCGUAAAUUGGAGCUGGAGGCGUAUGCCGGGGUCAUCAGCGCCCUGCGAGCCCAGGGAGAUCUCACCAAAGACAAGAAGGAUCUGCUGGGAGAGCUCACCAAAAUCCUUGGUAUCUCAACAGAGCGCCAUCGUGCAGAGGUCCGCAGAGCUGUCAAUGAUGAACGCCUCACCACCAUCGCAUACCACGUGUCGGGUCCUAACAGCUCGUCUAAAUGGUCCAUUGAAGGACGCCGGCUGGUUCCCCUGAUGCCAAGGCUGGUCCCUCAGACAGCCUUCACUGUCACUGCUAACGCUGUAGCCAGUGCCACAGCCAAUCAGAACGCUUCUCUUCUACUGCCAGCUGAGACCGGAAACAAAGAAGUGGUGGUCUGUUACUCCUACACAAGCACCACCGGCACUUCCACCAGCGCCACGGCGACCAGCGGCACCAUCGGAGCGACGGUGAAAUCACCACGACCACCCAGUCCUUCAUCCAACGUGGUGGUGCUGCCCAGCGGGAGCACGGUCUAUGUGAAGAGUGUGAGCUGUUCUGAUGAAGACGAGAAACCGCGCAAGAGAAGGCGGACCAACUCGUCCAGCUCGUCGCCGGUGAUUCUGAAGGAGAUGACCAAAGUGUCCCCGCAGGUGUCCAAGAGCAUCACGGUGCCUGUGAGCGGCAGCCCCAAGAUGAGCAACAUCAUGCAGAGCAUCGCCAACUCGCUGCCGCCGCACCUGUCCCCGGUCAAGAUCACCUUCACCAAGCCCACCAUCCAGACCACCAGCAACACCACGCAGAAGGUGAUCAUCGUGACGACGUCUCCCAGCUCCAACUUUGUCCCCAACAUCCUGUCGAAGUCUCACAACAACGCCGCUCUGUCCAAGCUGGUGUCCUCCUCCAUCCUGACGGCGCCCACACAGAAACAGACCGUGGUGUUCCCGGCCAGCUCCAGCCCGGCAAACACCGUCGCAGUGACCACAGUGGUCUCCUCCACUCCCUCUGUGGUCAUGUCGACGGUCUCAUCGUGUUCUGGUUCAGCCGGAGUGAAGGUGGCGUCGGCCCGACUCCCCUCCCCUAAAACCAUGGUGGGCUCGACCGCUCAUCUGGCCCAGUUCCCCAAACAGCAGUCCCCCAAACAGCUGCAGCAGGGCUCACCUUUAGGUGCUGCGAGUGUCAGCGUGACACAGACCACCGGCAGCUCCCCCGGAUCCAAGCCCACCAUCCAGAUCAAACAGGAGUCAGGAGUGAAGAUAAUCACUCAGCAGGUUCAGCCAAGCAAAAUCCUUCCCAAGCCGUCGUCAGUGGCUCUGUCCGGCAGCAGCUCGUCCCCCAUCAUGGUCGUCAGUAGCAACGGAGCCAUUAUGACAACCAAACUGGUCACGCAGUCCACAGCUUCCCAGGCCACCUACACCAGACCCACCGUUAGCCAGGGCAUCGGAGCCAGAAUCACAGCCUCCAGCGGGGGGACCACCUACGUGAAGACCACCAGCGGCAGCAUCAUCACGGUGGUGCCAAAGUCUCUGGCCACUCUGGGCGGGAAAAUCAUCAGCAGUAACAUCGUCUCUGGAACGACCACUAAGAUCACCACCAUCCCCAUGACCUCCAAGCCAAACGUCAUCGUGGUUCAGAAGACCACGGGGAAAGGAGCGACCAUCCAGGGGCUGCCGGGCAAGAACGUGGUCACCACACUUCUAAACGCCGGGGGUGAGAAGGGUCUGCAGGCUGUCACGGGGAGCAAACCAGCAAUCAUCACCGCCUCCAGACCCAUCACCAAGAUGAUCGUCACCCAGCCCAAAGGCAUGGGCUCCGGAUCCCAGACCACCGCCACCAAGAUCAUCCCGACCAAGAUCGUCUACGGCCAGCAGGGAAAGACUCAGGUUCUCAUCAAGCCGAAGCCGGUCUUCCAGGCGGCGUUGGUCGAGCAGACCAGACAGAUGGUCACAGAGACCCUGCAGCAGGUGAGCCGCUCAGCUGACAUCGGGCAGGGUCAGACCCCGGGACAGGACGGGUCCACGAAGGACGAGACCAGCAGCUCGGCGGGCGAGACCUCCCACAGCAGCGCUCAGGAGCCUCAGCCUGUAGUGCACGUGGUCUCCUCCAGAGAGCACGAUUGGACAGAGCAGGAAGUCUCCGUGGAGUCCAGCCCCACUAUCAUCUACCAGGAGCUGUCUGCAGGGGAAUCCCAGUCUGCCACCUCCACCAUAAAAGCCCUGCUGGAGCUGCAGCAGACAACAGUGAAGGAGAAGGGAGAGUCCAAACCAAGGCAGCACACCAUCGACCUGAGUCAGAUGGCCGUGCCCAUUCAGCUGGCCCAGGAGAAGAAGCCGAGCCCAGAGUCCCCCAGACCCUCCACCUCAGAGGCCGAGCCCAGCACCGAGUACAUCCCACCAAGUAAAGUCAGCAGGCUGGCUGUGUCCACGGAUAACGACGACGUGGUCAUGUCCUCCACUCAGCAGCUGGUGAAGCCCUUCAAGAGCAGCGUCACCAGCCAGGUCACCAUGGUAACCAAACCGGCUGCUGUCCCCGCAGCAGCAGCAGCAGCAGCAUUAGCAGCAGCAGCAGCAGUGGGAGUUCCACACGUCAGCCAAACGCCCUCUGACAGUCAGAGUAAAUCAGAGACGGUGUUGGAGGUGGCAGAGAUGGAAGGCGACACUUUGGACCCUCAGACCGGUUUGUUUUAUCGCUCCAGCCAAUCAGCCCCGGAGCCCACGAAGCAAACCCCUCACUCUGCAGCCGCGCAGCCUCCUCCUGUGAGCCAGACCGCGCCUGAGCAGAGCCGACACACCUCCACCUCCACCUCCACCUCCACCUCCACCUCCACGUCCAGCCAGCCUCCUCCUCCUCCUCCACCUCAGCUGCAGAGCAAACCGCAGAUCAGUCAGCCUUCCUCCUCUUCCUCCUCCACCUUCCCCUCCAUGCCCCCGCCCAUCAAGAAACUCCCAAAGCUUCUGGUGCAGAGUCUGCCCAAACCCCAGGUUUUAACGCAGAGUCCCAAAGACAGACCCGUGGUCGCUCCAGCAUCCACCGCUAAGGUCACGAGCCCGGGGACGCCGACCAAGUCCCUAGUGGUGACGCCGCAGCUCCCGAAGCUCCAGCGCCCCACGUCCCACCACAGACCCCUUCACACGCCCAUGUCCCACCCUCCUCCGCUGCAGGCACAUCACCCAAUCAGCACCGAGAAGGCUGCUUCUAGCCAGCAGCCGAUCAUCACACAGAGCGCCACAGUCACAAAGAUCACCUUCGGCAGCUCCCACCUUACAUCGCCCGUCUUCAGCAGCGCCGAGGCCACGGCCAAACUGAUCCCAGAGUCCAGCUCGGGGCCCUCGGGAGACAAGCCCUCAGUGUCGGACAUCCUGAAGAUCUCCAUGAUGGAGGCGGAGAUUGACCCCAGCACGGAGCCCGUAGUGGUGGAUUCCUCCAGCGACUGCGGCCCUCUGGGGAAAGCUCUGGAGGUUCAGGCUGUGUCCGGCACGCUGGACUCGGGCCAGUUCAUCAGCAGCUCCGGGACCUCCAUGCAUCAUUCCCACACUAAGCAGCCGCAGUUCAGCUGCAUGCCGACCCUCGCUGCACAGAGGAGCAAAGAGGACCUGGAGGUCAUCGAGGUGAUUCCUCAGUACUCCAUCCUGCCGGACUCCAGCCAGUCCAACGUGGUGGUGGAGCCCAGCGGCUUCCUGGAGAUCACCAACUACACCAGCCAGCAGCUGGAGGAGGACAGCCCCAUGGAGCAGGAGGUGGACAGCAGCAACGACGAGGCUGCGGCCGCCAGCCCCCCCGACCAACCAUAAACACAAACCGCACUCCAAACUGAAUGCAGCAGCUCAGACUCUUGUUGUGUUUGCGGUCUCGGACCCAGAGGACAAAGACUUUAUGGACAUUUUUUUAAGAAAGCAAGAUCAAGAAUGCCUUUUGUUUUCCUUGUAAAUAUUAUUUAGUUGAUUAUAAGCCUUCUUCUCAAAGACUAAUGGCAGAUGUGUUCUUUACUGCCAGAGAGGAGCGUUGGAUUUAAAUCCUGGGAGCGAGGUGGAUUCAGAGCUGCCCCGGACAUUUUGGAAAGCAGCCAUUCCAAACAAACAGGAUUUAAUGAUUCCAGUACAUUAAUGUCGUUACUUGUAGGACUUUUGCAAGAAAGUCACACAUCAAUGAAAUUUGGAUUUUUUGGCUCCGUGCUCCCACAAGCACACAGCUGGAUUAAACCCCUGCAGGCUUGCAUUUAUUUUAAUUGUCCUGAGUUUCAAAUACCUGUUUCCCAUUAGUGGCUUUGGUCUCUAAAAUGUGUGUGCAGUGACUCUCCAGCUGAUGGUCUUCUUCUUCUUUUGAUGACCUGCAGGUUUGAACAAUAGCUGAACAGUAUUUUUCUUUGACUGAGGUGAAACUCUGCAACAGUAAAAAUCUCUUCAAACCCUUCUGGGGUUGAAGUUUUCAGAAGAGGGAGGAGAAAGCUGUUGCAGAUCGAAUCUCUGUGUGGAACAUGAAGCAACUUGAAGAGGGGGUCCCGCAGGACAGAUUGAGUCCAGCACACAGAAUGUGUUACUGCUCAUGGUAACUGAUGGGAUGUAAAAGAGAAUGUAUUUGUAAGAUAUAAUCUGGAGUUCAUAAAGUUGCUGUCAGAAUUUCUCUGAGUAUGGUUUUGUUGCAUAGUGUGUUUUUGUUUCAUAGUGUGUUUUUAAACUAUGCAUUUCUUUUAUACCUUUUCAAACUAGAUGACUAGUUAAAAACAAACUGUUUAAUCUGCACAAUAAAUCAGCUGAGUAGAACGUC